AUGGGUUCAUAUACAAACCCAAUAAUAGUUCGUGCUGCUCUUAAUGCCAAAGUGACGUUUGAAACAACUAAUGGUGGAUAUUAUACAUUGCGCAUUGCAAAUUCGUCCAAUAUACAAGUAAAAGGUCCAUUCACUUUACGAAGUGGGACUGGAUAUAACCUCGACUGUGUCAAUUGUACUAACGUUACAGUUUCAAAUUUUAUGAUAUACAAUUCGACGAAAUGGGCGAUUUCAGUGACUGGAAUUAACAUUGUGGUCAGUAACAAUUUUAUCAGUGGAUGUAUGUUAAUAACAGAAAACUGCACAAAGUCUUUUUCUGCGCAGUGUGUUAAAACCAAUGCAAUAGUACCCAAUAUACCAGUUUUAUCUUCUGAUGUCACCUUUGAAAAUAAUGAAAUAGAGUAUUCCUGGGGAAUGGGAAUUGAUAUCAUCUUGUGCACAAAUUGUGUAGUGAGAAACAAUUAUUUGCAUGACAUCACUGCAAACGCAAUUUAUAUUGACAAUGCUCACAACGUCGUUGUUGAAGGGAAUAGAAUCACAAGUUCUCAUACUAUGGUCUGUGGUGGGGAGACACAUUUCCAUGCCAUUUCAAUAGGAAAUGAAGAUUGGCCUCCACAGGUGUUAGCCACAACAAAUAUCACAGUAAGAAAUAACUUUAUUUGGGGAUCGAUGUUUGGGAUUGCAUAUUGGGGAUGGAGUACUGAAGCGUACUAUAAAGACAUCACAAUUACACACAACACACUUUUCAAUUUGAAAUCAGCAGGUCUUGCUUUCCAGGCAGCUUGUAAAGUCAGAGGAAAAACAAGCAACAAUCAGUUCAAAAACAAUUUCAUUUACACGAAUUAUAAUUACUAUGCGGCAAGAGUCAAUGAGACCGACAUACAAUUUUGGAAUAUUUCGGAUAAUGUAUACUUCGCGGGGUAUAAUAACAUUUUAAAGGAUUCAUGGAACGGAACAGACGGAAAUACACAUUCACUACAUUUCAAAGAUAAUGAAAGCUCGCCAAUGAACUUUUGGGGUGGUGGAAUCUAUGGUAAUUGUACCAAUGAAAGUUAUUAUAAGUGGGAUGUUGCGACGUAUUGUUUUAUACCGAAUGAAAAAUCAGUGUUGUAUCACAAUGGAGUACUUGCUACUUACACUGAUUUAGACGGAAAAAUACUAAAGGAUUAUUUUGGGUGCUCAAGAAGUAGAAUAUACCCAAGUAUUGGGUUUGCUGAAGGUGUAGAAAUGUGUAACAUAAAUGGUGACAAAUAUACAAUGGUUAUACUUAUUGUUGUAUUAGUACUACUUUUUGUGUGA
Messenger RNA from Entamoeba invadens IP1, 1299 nucleotides. RefSeq lists its product as hypothetical. The record is from RefSeq and is a predicted model, not a curated record. The transcript has a single exon. NCBI's taxonomy places the organism in Eukaryota, Evosea, Mastigamoebida, Endamoebidae. Bases 1 to 1299 code for a protein of 432 amino acids.